This is a messenger RNA of Poecilia latipinna (sailfin molly), 4018 nucleotides long. It is a transcript of the gene lcor, whose product is annotated as ligand dependent nuclear receptor corepressor. The coding region runs from base 1 to 2007 and encodes 668 amino acids. Gene Ontology annotation, molecular function: DNA binding. The transcript has 6 exons. Gene Ontology annotation, cellular component: nucleus. The record is from RefSeq and is a predicted model, not a curated record. Gene Ontology annotation, biological process: regulation of transcription by RNA polymerase II. NCBI's taxonomy places the organism in Eukaryota, Metazoa, Chordata, Actinopteri, Cyprinodontiformes, Poeciliidae.
AUGAAUAAUCUGCGAGCAGACAUUAACGUCUCGUCUCUUUCUGUCACAGGCUUUGAAAGCAUCUUAGAGGGCUUGUUUGGGCCGGGACUAGUCAAGGACGUCACUUUUUUCCAAGACUGCGAGCCAGAGGAAGUGUCUGACUGGUCCUUCGAUGAAAACUGUCUCUUCUGCUGCUUAAGACGUGAGAAAAACAAGGAGCACAUCGUGGAAAACGGUGGAGGCGGCCACGUGCUGUCGGAGUGUGAGGACUUCAAACAGGGGCAGUCUCGGAUCAGCCGGCUGGAGAGACAGGCCCGAGACUUCCUCAAUGCUGUGUUCCACAGAAAAGACCUCCCAAGUUUCUCUGACCCUCACAUUCCUCUAGUGGCUCGUGAGAUCAUGCAGCGAAUGAUCCACCAGUUCGCUGCCGAAUAUACCUCAAAAACUACUCAGGAAGACCUGCCCCUGCGCAACGGCACCAUGAAGGACCAAAGCCUGCCGAGAGCGGUGUCUCUGCCCCCCGCCCCGACCUCCCCGGCCGGGCCCACGCCCGGCUCCCCUCCGUCGUCGGCCUCCUCCUCUCCGUCCCCGACUCCGGGAGCGGGCUUCAGCCCCACCGCCGUCACCUCGGCGCCCGCCAGCAUCCAGAGCAGCAACGGGACGGGAGCCAGCAACAGCGGAGGGGGAGGUGCGGCUGCUGCCUCUGCACAGAACCCGGUCCUCAGCAAGCUUCUGAUGGCGGACCAGGACGGCCCACUGGACCUGACCGUCAGAAAGGCGCCGGCUGACCAGGAGCCCAGCCAGCAGGAUGGAGUCUUGGACCUCUCCACAAAGAAGAACAACAGCAGAGGAAGCCCGACAGCUUUACAAGGCUUCACUCUUGCAGCUGGGGACAAAGGACAUUUGCUGAAGGCGGAGCGUACCCUGUCAGAAGUGGAGGAAGAGGACGGCCUCCUGCAGAAGAGUCUGCAGGACGGCCUGAGGGAGAGCUACGCCAACUCCUUCAAGCCGCCGCUGGCCCGCUCGCUGCGCAUCAAGGAGGAGCUCCUCAGCCAGAAGCACCGCCUGCUGAGCCAGCCCGCCGCUCUCUCUCUGGCCAACCUAGAGUCGGCCGGCUUGCUUAAUCACGGGCAGUCCCACUCCUUACUCAGCCAAAAGGGCUCCUCUUCUCUCUGGGAAAGCAAGGCCCACCUCGAAAGCCUGAUGAAGCUAAAGCAGGCCGGUGGGGCUCUAAGCGACCUCAAAGACCUGCCUACAUUCCUGGAAAAUCACCACAACCACCAUGGAGCCUUCUCGUACAAGAGUUCCCUCCACCAUCACAGCCACAAUCAGGCCUCCAAGGCUCAGCACCACCACAGCGACGGGAAGCGAGAGCAGGGCCACUCGCCGCCCGUCGACCUGAAGAUCCCACAGGUACGGGGCAUGGAUCUGUCCUGGGACUCCCACGCCUCCGAGCUGUACGGCUACGGCGCCAUGGGCGUCGGGUCUGGAGGUCACGGCGAGAACAGUCUGAGCCGGAAGCUGAGAGCCAUCUUGCCCAAACAGAACCGGCGCGGCGGGAGCCUGGGGAGCCUGCUGGACGGGGCGGCGGAGUACUGGAACGCCGACAUAGACAGCUCCACCUCCGGCCCGGCGUACUCCAUCUCCGACGUGGAAGUGGACCCGAGCUCCAAGCAGCCGAGGAAGAAGAGGGGCCGGUACCGCCAGUACAACAGCGAGAUCCUGGAGGAAGCCAUAGCCGUGGUGAUGAGCGGGAAGAUGAGCGUGUCCAAGGCGCAGAACAUGUACGGCAUCCCGCACAGCACCCUGGAGUACAAGGUGAAGGAGCGCAUGGGAACCCUGAAGAACCCCCCAAAGAAGAAGCUGAAGCUGAUGAUGAAGAUGGAGGCAGGAGGCCAGGAUUUCCCGGCGGAGCCAGAGAACGCAGCCGCCACGACCCCGCGAGACGACGGGCUGGCGCUAGCCGCUGCCGAGCUGAAGGAAAACGCAAAGGAGAAGGCGGACGACGAUUCCAAACCAAUCGACUAAACAAGCCACACGCUAAACCUCACACGACGUUCGUCACUUCAAACACGGAUGGGGCUUUCUUUGUGCCAAUUUGCUUUGCAGUAUCUGGGUGAGCACAAACGGAGGGACGGAAUGAGGAGGAUUCCUAAAAACUGCAGAGAAACACCUAAUCGGACACUUUUUACCCGCCGAGCGAGCAUUUGUUUAGCUUUUAUAUCCAAAGCUUAACAAAUGCAACGGAGAACAAUAGUUAAGUAAAAGACAAUUAAUGAAAAUUCUUUAAGCAUGCUGAUAAUCCCCGGCCCCACAAACCCCGACCUCUCCUUUCCCUGAACUCUACACACGGAUCUGUUGCUGCUUACAAACGGAGUUUGGGCUUUGGAUGAAUCCCAUCUACUCUGGGGAAAACAAAUGAAUGUUCAAAAUUUACAAACACAAUCCGACCAAUUGGGCCCGUUGCCACUCCCCUCUCAGAGAAUUUUCUGAAAUUGGUAAGUGAACUGUUUCUUACGUUUGAAGCCGACUGUAGGGUUGAAUCAUCCCAUCGUUUCCUCACUCGGGUUCGGAAUCAAACCCAUCCUCCUCUUGCCAGGUAGCCAUGAUGCUUUAACUGCAAAACUCUUUUCUUUCCUCCUUAAGAAUAUAAUCUCUGUGCAGACGAAAGCAAGAUUAACCCGUCCUCUUGUGAGCAAGAGAAGACACACAAAGUCAUUCAGGGAUGCAUGUUUGUGAGUUUCGUGGACACUACUGACUUCUGUAAUCAACUCCUUUUCUUCUCUCUUUAAUUUUCGUUUGGUUUGCUUUCUUUUGCACUACACUUUGGGUCUGGCGCUCACAGACCACGUUACCUCGGCAUUGUUGCCCAUGCAUCAUGCACUUAUUAUGGUCUGUCUCUGAAGCCCAGUCGCAACCUUGCAACGGGUCAGAGGUGCACAUCGCCUUCGAAUGCUGAUUCAUAUUCAGAAGCGGGACGCUCUGAAUUCACCCUCGUCUUUUCUUUCUUGUUUUUUCCCCCGUUUUGGUUUCGUUCUCACGCCAAGGGACAACUUGAAGGGUACUCUGAUUAUGGAUCAGCCGUUUUUAGGGCGGGAUGCUACCUCAUGGACCUCCUUCAGUCUGCUGAUCCUGGAAAAGGCGGAGCCACCUUCAGGUUGCCCUCCAAAAGAACAGAAACAUCGGUGACCAAAGUGAGCUCGACACCCUCAUGUAACGGCUUCUGGACGGCGGCGGCCUUUUGGGAUCAGAAUGUGAAACUGUGCUGCUAUCCAGUUCAUCGUCUCGACUCCUGCGAAGGCUUUUAGCGGGCCCAGGCUGAAUCAUUUGAACUUAGCCAAUAACAUCUUACUGCUGAUGUGUUUUUCUUUUUCUUUUCUAAUCAGACUAAGCAAAAGCAGCUUAGUUGAGAAGUUUUAAGACAAAUUCCUCCCCCGCUCAAACGUCAAAGACAGUUUAAAAGGCAGUUAUGUAUGAAACGAUGUGCAUUUAUGGAGGGGUGGGCUCGUUUUGGGGUAAUAUGCAGUGGGCGGGGUUAGCUGUUAGGUGGGGACAGGCAGAUUUUAAUAUAUUUUAAGUUAUUGUGACCGAUUAUGUAAAAGCCAAUCCAUGAUUCUGGGUGUUUUUGUUUUCUCCGCUCAUUUUUAACUCAGGGUAACUGAGAUGGAAGACGUGGGUUACCAAUACGGUGAUUUCUUGUUGGACCUAUAGUAACAGAGAGGAGGACAAGACGAGCCUCUCGCUAAUACUUUCGAUUACGAUGGCGGUGCCAUUACAGAACAGACCUGCUACUGAAACACAGAAGGAGGUCAGGAAACGCUCAACGAUGGGUUUGUGAUUUGAACGUAUUGAACUAAAAUAGCACUUUUUAUCCAAGUGAGGGUAAAACAAGUUUGAGGUUAUGCAUGUAGUGUAGCUCUUCUUCACGGCAGACGGAGCAGAGGGGGAUGAAAAGCUUUAGUGUGUGACGACUUUCCGAACAUUGCAGCCCGAACCCAAACGACUCUUUGUCUUUCUUUGUGCUGCGGUUGAGGAGGAG